Messenger RNA from Eurytemora carolleeae, 691 nucleotides. RefSeq lists its product as uncharacterized. Lineage: Eukaryota; Metazoa; Arthropoda; Copepoda; Calanoida; Temoridae. The record is from RefSeq and is a predicted model, not a curated record. The transcript is spliced from 2 exons. The coding region runs from base 65 to 442 and encodes 125 amino acids.
GGCGGAUUUAAGACGCGGCUUAAAUUCAUUAAAUUCGGUCACCGAUCACACAAGUCCUAUUGAAAUGUUUCAUUUUGAUGAAUCUGAGGUUAUUUUUCAUUCAUUGGAUCAACCCUGCCCAAGCUCUGGAAUUGUAGAAAAUGAUGCUGAAGGGACCUCAGAAACAUCUGCCAUUCCACUUCAUUUGUUCAAAUGGGAAAAACGUGGACGCUAUGUUCUUAAAGCUCUUCAAGGUCUGUUAGAUGAUAAGAACUGUUUGCUAGGCUCUAAAAUUUCUGUGUUAGACUUUCUAAAGAUGGCUCUCAAUCGAUGCUCACUUCCUCAACAGCUGGAAACACACAAAAAGAAGUUUACAGCUAUACUCAAAAAAAUGAAAGCUAAAGGAAUACGUUUACCAGAAUCCAUUGUUUUAAAUCCUGUUGCUCAGAAAUAUAUUUGUUAAUUUUUUCAGACCUGAAAUGAUUAGUGUUCGUUCUGCCACCCAGUUCUUAGUUCAAUCAGCACCUGGAAAUGUGAUAUCUCUUCCUCAACUUCAAUAUAAAGGACCCAAUCAAGCUCAUACUAUUCAAGUGCUGAACAUUCAUUGGGGUAGCCGAGCUGAAACUGGACAGCUUCAAAUCUCCAUCAAGUUAAGAAAUCCUUUUAUGUUAAAAAUAUCCAAUAACAAUUUAAGUAUGGAAGACAUUGUUGA